AUGGCUGGCCAGAAGCGCCCCAACUUCCUGGUCAUCGUCGCCGACGACCUGGGCUUCUCCGACCUCUCCUGCUUCGGCGGCGAGAUCCGGACGCCCAACCUCGACAAGCUGGCCAAGAACGGGCUGCGCUUCACCGACUUCCACGCCGCGGCGGCCUGCUCGCCGUCGCGCGCCAUGAUCAUGACGGGCACCGACCACCACAUCGCCGGGCUCGGCAACCUGAUCGAGUGGACCAACGUCUCGGGCCAGAACGACCCCAACGGCAAGAUGUCGACGGCCCCGCAGCGCGGCAUGCCCGGCUACGAGGGCUACCUCAACGAGCGCGUCGUCGCCCUGCCCGAGAUCCUGCGCGACAACGGCUAUCACACCGUCAUGUCGGGCAAGUGGCACCUGGGCCUGACGCCCGAGCGCAGCCCCAAGGUGCGCGGCUUCGAGCGCAGCUUCGCCCACCUGCCCGCCUGCAGCAACCACUUCGCCUACGAGCCGCAGCUCGAGUCCCCCGACCCCAUCCCCGAGUUCAUGUCCAUGAGCUUCAUCGCGCUGCACAGCGAGGACGGCGAGUACGUCCGCAAGCUGCCCGAGGGCUGGUACUCGUCCGACGGCUACGGCGACAAGAUGCUGAGCUACCUCCGGGACUGGAAGGAGAAGGACGACGGCCGGCCCUUCUUCGGCUACUACCCCUUCACCGCGCCGCACUGGCCGCUGCAGGCGCCCCAGGAGUACAUCAAGCACUAUCGCGGCGUCUACGACGACGGGCCGGACGCGCUGCGCGAGAAGCGCCUGCAGCGCCUCAAGGAGCUCGGCCUGGUGCCCGACGAGGUGGAGGCGCACCCCGUCGUCGCCGACGAGGUCAAGGAGUGGAAGGACAUGUCCGAGGCCGAGCGCCAGAACUCGGCGCGCGCCAUGGAGUGCUUCGCCGGCAUGGUCGAGUGCAUCGACGUCAACGUCGGCAAGGUCGUCGACUACCUCGAGUCGGUCGGCGAGCUCGACAACACCUUUGUCUGCUUCCUGAGCGACAACGGAGCUGAGGGUGCGGCGUAUGAGACCUACCCCAUCGUGCAGGGCUCCAUGAUGCAGCACCUCAAGAAGUACUACAACAACCACAUCGACAACCUGGGCAACGGCGACUCGUUCAUCUGGUACGGCCCGCGCUGGGCGCAGGCGGCGACGGCGCCGAGCCGGCUGUUCAAGGCCUACACGACCGAGGGCGGCGUGCGCGUGCCCUUCCUGAUGAAGCCGCCCGCCGUCUUCGCCCAGAAGAUGGAGAAGAACGGCAUCUCGCACCAGUUCUCGACCGUCAUGGACCUGGCGCCCACGAUCCUCGAUAUGGCCGGCGCCAAGCACCCGGCGCCCACGUACCAGGGCCGCGAGGUCGUCGGCAUGCGCGGCAAGUCGAUGGUGCCGUACCUGACCGACGCGGCGCCCUCGAUCCACGAGAAGGACUUCAUCAACGGCUGGGAGACGUGCGGGCGCGCCGCCGUGCGCAAGGGCGACUGGAAGAUCGUCUUCAUCCCCAAGCCCCGCGGCCCGGAGAAGUGGCAACUGUACAACCUGGCCCGUGACCCGGGCGAGGUCCACGACCUGGCCGAGCAGGAGCCCGAGCGGCUCAAGGAGCUGAUCAAGCUGUGGGAUGAGUACGUGCUGGAGACGGGCGUCAUCCCCCUGGCGCCGGAGCUGGGCAAGUGGAUGGCGGCGAUGGAGGAGCAGAUGCCCGAGAACGCCUGGAUCGAGUACGACUACUGGAAGGACGGCGCGAGGGACGACCCGGCCAAGUUCACGAGGCAGGUGCCCCGGUUCAAGAGGGAGGUCAAGGCCAUAUGA
Molecule: messenger RNA, 1821 nt
Organism: Thyridium curvatum
Lineage: Eukaryota; Fungi; Ascomycota; Sordariomycetes; Thyridiales; Thyridiaceae
Exons: 2
Coding region: 1-1821 (606 amino acids)
Molecular function (GO): arylsulfatase activity
Source: RefSeq, a predicted model, not a curated record